AUGGCGUCUGCUAUUCCUGUUGGCGUCUACGGACGUCGCAUUCCGGCUGGAGGCAUUCCCAUUCUGGCUGCUGUCGACCAGUCUACCACUUUCAGAAUUACGAUGGCUGCCAUCGACCCAGAUGCUGAGCCACAGUUUGACGAGGACCAAAAGCAUGCUCGCGCAACCUUGAAGCUCAUCCGUAUCCCUGAUGACUUUGACAUGGAAGAUGAUGAUGAUGAGGACUAUGAAGAGGGUGACAUUGAGGCAAUCGCUGCCCGUCUGCGUGCAGCUGGUGCGCUUCCCGAGGCUGACUCGGACCUUUCCGAUGACGACAGCGAGGAUGAGAAGAAUGGCGGUCCUAGCGAUCCAGCCAAGUCAAAGAAGGCCAAGCAAGCUGCUCUUACCAAGAAGCUGCAAGAGGAGCUUGAGGCUGAUGAUAUGGACAUUGACAGCUUGACCAACGGCGCUAAGGGUAAGGCCAAGGGCAAGGCUAAGGUUACCAAUGAUGAUCUGAGCGACGAUGAUGACGAAGAUGAUGAAGACGACGACGAUGAGGAUGAGCCUGAAGAACUUGUUCUCUGCACACUUGACCCUGAGAAGCACUACCAGCAGCCUCUCGACAUCACCGUCCGCCAGGGCGAGGAGGUCUACCUCUGUGUCACCGGCACGCACGAUGUCUACGUCACCGGUAACUAUGUUGCGUUCCCUGAAGACGAGGAUAGCGAGGAUGAGGAAGAUGAUGGUCUUGACGAGCUCGGCUACGAUCUGUCUCCUGACGAGGAUGAGCUCGAUGGCAUGGACGAAUCAGAGGACGACGAGCUCGAUGGCAUGAGCGACCCCAGAAUUACCGAGGUCGACAGUGAUGAGGAAGAGGUUCCCAAGCUCGUCGAAGCUAGCAAGAAGAGCAAGAAGCGUGCUGCUGAGGAGGAUGCCAGCCUUGAUGAUAUGAUCAGUAAGACUAACGGCGACGCUAAGCUCAGCAAGAAGCAGGCCAAGAAGUUGAAGAAGAACGACGGCCAAGCUGUCGCUAGCGCUGCUGAGCCAGAGAAGAAGGCUGAAAAGGUUGAGAAGAACGAUACCCCCAGCAGCGACAAGAAGAAGGUUCAGUUCGCUAAGAACCUCGAGCAGGGCCCCACUGGCUCCCCAAAGGUUGACGCACCCAAGCCAGAGGCAAAGAAGGAGGCUUCCAAGGGACCUCGCAAUGUCAGCGGCGUCAUUGUUGAUGACAAGAAGGAGGGCAAGGGCAAGGCCGCCAAGAAGGGUGAUCGUGUCGAGAUGCGCUACAUUGGCAAGCUGAAGAACGGCAAGGUCUUUGACUCGAACAAGAAGGGCAAGCCUUUCUCCUUCAAGCUCGGCGUCGGUCAAGUCAUCAAGGGCUGGGACGUUGGUGUCGCUGGUAUGACCCCCGGCAGCGAGCGUCGCCUCACUAUCCCUGCUGCGAUGGCAUACGGAAAGAAGGGUGCUCCUCCGGACAUCCCACCCAACUCUGACUUGAUCUUCGACAUCAAGUGUAUCUCUGUCAGCUAA
Messenger RNA from Bipolaris oryzae ATCC 44560, 1509 nucleotides. RefSeq lists its product as uncharacterized. Lineage: Eukaryota; Fungi; Ascomycota; Dothideomycetes; Pleosporales; Pleosporaceae. The record is from RefSeq and is a predicted model, not a curated record. Gene Ontology annotation, molecular function: peptidyl-prolyl cis-trans isomerase activity; macrolide binding. Gene Ontology annotation, cellular component: nucleolus; chromatin. The coding region runs from base 1 to 1509 and encodes 502 amino acids. The transcript is spliced from 4 exons.